AUGAUAUAUGUAAAACAAAAGAAUUUAUUACCACUAUGUUUUGAAACUUGUUUUACUAAAUAUCAUAAAGUACUUGAUUUUUAUGCAGGAGGAUUAAUUAAAGAACGAGUUUCUUCAAAAAUAGUAAAUGCCUUUGAAAUAUGUGAUCCUUCUUUCUUUACAACAUUUAGAGAUUGUAUUAUGCAUAUGAGACAUACUGUCUUUGAUGAGUUAUUUGCUUAUUAUAUCCCUCAUCCAUUCUGUGAUAAGGGAAGGUUUGUAUGUCUUUUUGUAACUGAGUGUUAUGUAAGAAGUACAAACAACUCACUUCAUAAAGAAGAUGUUACUACAUUAUUAGAGCUAAUGAACUUUAUUCUAAAUUGUAUGUUUUUAGCUGGGUGUGACCUUUUCUUUCAAGUCCCAUCAUUCUUUCAUUUAACUGAACCAGAUAAACAUUUUCAAGAAAAGGAAAGACAUAUAGAUGUUCUUAUAAAAAAUCCAUUAUGCAGAUUGUUUGGUAAUGAAUAA
Entamoeba dispar SAW760 is the source of this 507-nucleotide messenger RNA. RefSeq lists its product as uncharacterized. Bases 1 to 507 code for a protein of 168 amino acids. The record is from RefSeq and is a predicted model, not a curated record. NCBI's taxonomy places the organism in Eukaryota, Evosea, Mastigamoebida, Endamoebidae. The transcript has a single exon.